CCGACGCCGCCCCCAAUUCGCUUCGAGGACAUGAGCUCGCCGCAAUGGCAGACUCAAGUCGUUCCGGCGCGACUCUCCUUCCUCGCCAUCUAUAAUCCCUCGCUGGGUCUAACAGAUGAAACAUUCAAGGAACAAGCCGUCUUCUACUACUCUCGCAAGGCCCACGAAGCACGACUCGCUGUACGGAAAAAGGCUCGCAGUGACGCCGGCGAUGGCGGCGCUCUACGCGAAGAAGAGAACGAGAAGCUGAGGCAGAUUGGGUUGGCACAGGGAAUGAUAGAUUUCGCGCGGAGUUUUUCCGAUGGCCAAGCUGUCGACUCCAUAGACACUGAAAAGUCGCGUAUUGUCCUGCAUGAGCUCGAACCGGGAUGGUGGAUACUCGCGUCCAUUGACCUCACGCGACUGCCCGGACUACCGCAACCCAAGUCGGAUCCUAUGGCGAAAGGAGUAGACAAGACUGAGCCGAAAGAGGCAAUCGAGUACUCUGCUCGCGAGGUCAGUCCACCGGCACUACUGAUUCAGCAGCUCAUUCAGGCCCAUCACAUCUUCUCUCUUCAUCAUGGUUCUUCACUCACGGAGUUGUUUGUGCGCUUGCACAGAGUCAAAUUCUGCGGCAUAUUGGACAGAUUCUGGGCCAGAUUCUCUCGCACCUGGGAUGUCCUGCUUCAUGGCAGUCCUGCCACUGACAUCUUUAGCGGCGUCAAGCUCUCCAGCGGAGGCGAGCUCGGUAUGGGUGUAGGUGAAGAAGAAUGGGGCAGUGGGGAGCGAGACGUGCUCGAAGAUCUGGUUCGGCGAACCGAAGGACUGGUGGAUAUAGUCGCAGCUCGUUUCGGCGAACCGGCGCCUUCAAAGGAGACCGCUACUACGAGCGAUGCAGAAGCUUUGCCCUGGGUAGGAGGCGGCAACUAUCCAAUGGCAUCAGACGGUAUCAUCUUUGGUGGCACGGGAGCCAUCACGACCCCAUCUCUGCGGAACGUGUCGUUGUGGAUGCGGCAGAUUUACACUUAUGGCGAAUAUGCCUAUGGUGUCCGAGAUAAUCCAUUGCGUGAGCGCAGACGUCGGAAGAGACGACAGGUAAAUGUGCCCGCAGGUCCCGAAUUCGUAGACAGAUCAGACCCUCGGCCAAAAGUCCCAGCUGUUCCUGAUAGUACGGCAGCGAAGGACUUCGGCACACCUCCUGUGACUCCUAACCCCCCAGCUACAAAUGAAGGGAUAGAAAACCCAUUUGAUGAAGACGAUGCCUCUCAUGCGACUGGACUUCCUGGGAUCCCGCCUCCUAUCGUUAGUGCAGCCGAAACCUCUCUCAAUCAAGCUACUCGAAAGGCUCAGAUACGACCUGAUGGUACAGAGACGUCCACGAAUGAUGACUCAGGCACGACACUGGGAGUGCCUGAUCAGUACAUGAAGUACCUCACCUUUGGCAUAAGCACAUUGGUCAAGUCUGGCCAACAGAAGCGGCCGGAGGGCCCACGGAGAACAUCAACAUCGAGCUCGAAGACGGUCACCGAACAGCGACACGCAGCAGCCAGACUACCGAAGCAAGAUGACAUCAGGGAAGCCGAAGAAGACGACAUGGCACAAACGGAGCCCAUGCCCGUAGGACACACUCUACAAACCAGAAUUGCUAUGCAGAAACGCCUCGAACAACAGGGACAUUUCAUUGUCGGCCUCCAGGGUGAUCUGGACAGUGUGCCAGAUGACGAGACUGCUCCUGUCGAUGAUACAGAUGCUGAAGAAUCUGGUGGUCUCCGGAAUAUACUGCGUACAGUACAUGUGCAGCGGACACCUCAACAAAGCGAGGAAGUAGAUGAAGAAGAGUAUGAUCCACUGCAACGAAAAAUGUCAACGUCUUCACAAGCCACCGAUUCCGAGGGCUCUGAUGGCCCGAGGCGCCAUCGCGUGCUGGUCUACGCCCAUCGUCCGUUCAUGUACUGCUUUCUCUUCGAACAUCGCACACCGUCCCUGGCAGUGGCGAGAUUCUACAAGGAUUUGCAUCGCAACCUGCUGCCCAUACAUAAACCUUUGCUCUCCUCGACCAGCUACUCAAAGGUUGCACAACGCAUCGACGAUGCGCAAGCUGCAUCUUCAGAGACUGCUAGUAUCACAAGUGGCCAAUCGAGCAAUAGCAAAUCUCCGCAGCAGUCGCCCAUAUAUGAUCUACUCUAUGACCCGGCGCUGCUCACUGUGCAUACCAGCAUACCCAACAUUGCCGAGCCGGGCACGCCUCUUGCUGAAGGCAUCUUGUCCAGGAAAGAGGCUGGAACGCAGGCGUGGACGAGAAUCGACGCACUGAAUGUGCAUAGCCAGAUUCUUAACACACUUUCCAGCGUCAAGCGCAGUCCUUGCGAGUACGAGCGUACUAGCAAGACGAGUCGUGGCUGGUGGGUUGUCUGGAUGAGGCUGCCUCCCUCAUCACCACAGCGUGAAGGAGCCGGGUUGGAAUCCGCAUCUUCACUCCCUUGUAUUGAUGAAGAGCAGCAACAGCAACAGCAACGACAUCAGAAGGCCGCUGAUGAUGCUGAAAGCGUCCCCUCGUCGGACGAUCAGCCACGUGCUUUCAUUGCCCCUUCACUGACCAAGGAAGACUCUGAUGACACGGUUCUCCCCCCUUCGACCAGACAUGCGUCCAUCUUUACGCAGAAACCACAGGUCUCGAUGGAUCGCAUCGCUUUCUUGGUCCGUAAAGCUUCUGACAGUUCGACUACCUCCGGACAGGCCAAAUCGUCUUCGACGAGUAGUCGCGCUGCGAGUAGUAUGUGGAGUGCGCUUACUCUUCGUCCGACAUCGACUUCUGACGCGAACACGGGCGGCGUGGGAGCCGGCUGGGGUCCUUCUGCCCUUGCUGGAGGGAUUGGUUUCGAUCCUCGGAAGUAUGUGGAAGGUUUACUCAGUCUGAAUAGGUAGUAAAGUACCUAGCAAGCGUCGUGCACGGACUCUCGCUAUCGUUACCACUCAGGUAGGUAUCCAUCGAUCAUGCAACAGCAUACCAGUACGCAGCUAGCACCGGAGCCAGACAAGUCAUAGCAGCACCGAAUUUAGUCGUUUUACUACUGUUCCAGCACGCCGACUUGACAUCUUCGUAGAAAUUGACGUAUGCGUUGUCGCUCCGUGGUUUCUUUGCCUUUUUGGGAAUGGGGUCUUCUUGCGAUACAGGUGCAUAGUUUUGUCGCACAAUGGCAUUGCAUUCCAUUUCGGAGAGGACUUCAAUGCGUUUUGUAUCCGGGAAAAUUCGUAGUGCAAAGGGUAUAUCGUCCGCGGAACCGGGGACGAUGGAAGAGGCUUCGCUGUCCAAGAAAGUCAAGCUCGCUUUCAAUCGCAUUUUCUUUUGCAUAUUACCCCAUUCGUUUCGUAAUCUCUGAGGGUCAUGAUCGAAAGGAUCUCGGACACGAUCUAACACCUCGAUGGCCAAUUCCAUGAGAUGUUUGAUUUGAGCGGCCCAGUCGAGGAUUACCACAUCGGGGAGUGUCAUGAGUUGACGGAGAAGAGCUUCGGCGGCGAGCCAGUAGCUGUUGGAAAUUUCUUGAGAUUCGAGUCCUUCGGCCCGUCGGAGGUGCGCGAGAAGGAGGAAGUAGACGUAUCGUUGGGAGUCGGAGAGGGGAGAGGGAGAGCCUUGUUCGGCUGCUAGAUCUUCUUUGGGAAUGGACAUGAUAUCGUCUCCGGUCGUGGAGAUCGACUGCAUGAUUUGGCGGGCGUGGGGUGGGAAGUGUAAGCCGGUCAGACGGUGAAGUAAUUCCGCGAUGAGGCGGCGACGGGUAUCACUGAUAUGCUGUUGUUGUUUCGUAGUGACAUCUUUUGUUGCGAGUGGAGAACAAGCGGGACAGUAGCAGUUAAAGCCGUACUGGUUGCGUAGGAGGACCGAGCGUUCUUUUGCGGUGCACAGUUCGUGCAUUUGACUGUUAUAGCUGAUGCAUAUCUCUUCUCCCGCGCAAAUCUCUCUUUCGGCGAUAAUUUGUGCCACGUCUCCUAGACAGCAUUCGUCGUGGUGGGAAGUGGCAUUGGGAAUGCAGCUGUGGUUGAUUCUGCAGAUGGUGGGAUGCAGCCAAGUGGACGUGCCAUCACCAAACGCAUUCGACUUCAUGAUCUGUGUCAGGAGAGGCUCGUCGGCAGGUCGUGAGGAUGCGGAGAGGGCGAGGACGGAUUGGCGCUCGGAUUCGAGGAGGACGGCAAAAGCGUCUUCGAGGUCGUGCUGCGUAUAUUCGUCGCCCGUCUUCGCUACCUCCAUCAGACGGCUUUCUUGGACGAUCACCGUUCCCGGUGAGAUGUUCUGGGUUGCAAAGACGCCUUGCCCUUUGAACUCCGUCUCUCUGACCUCGUACAUGAUGGCGUUGUCGCUGGAUUGGCCCAUCUCGUGCCGCGUCCUUCAGCUUCUCGAUGCGUGGGGUCAAGCUGGCA
This is a messenger RNA of Sphaerulina musiva SO2202, 4392 nucleotides long. RefSeq lists its product as uncharacterized. NCBI's taxonomy places the organism in Eukaryota, Fungi, Ascomycota, Dothideomycetes, Mycosphaerellales, Mycosphaerellaceae. The coding region runs from base 31 to 2904 and encodes 957 amino acids. The transcript is spliced from 4 exons. The record is from RefSeq and is a predicted model, not a curated record. Gene Ontology annotation, cellular component: Mon1-Ccz1 complex; intracellular membrane-bounded organelle. Gene Ontology annotation, biological process: vesicle-mediated transport.